AUGUCAUCCCUCGUCGGCAAGCCCUUCCCUGAGGGUGUCACCUUCACGUACGUGCCGCCGUCGCCGGACAAGUCCGAGGUGACGGCGUGCGGCAUCCCCGUCAAGUUCGACGCCAGCAAGGAGCUCAAGGACAAGAAGGCCAUCAUCGUCGCCGUCCCGGGCGCCUUCACCCCGACCUGCCAGGCCGACCACCUCUCGGGCUUCAUCAAGAAGUUCGACCAGCUCAAGGGCGCUGGUGCCGACCUCGUCAUCUUCAUCGCCUACAAUGACCCCUUCGUCAUGUCUGCCUGGGGCAAGGCGAAUGGUAUCGUCGAUGAUAAGAUUCUCUUCAUGUCAGAUGACAACAUCGCCUUCAGCUCGAGCGUUGGCUGGACCAUGGAGGGCACCGGCCGCACUGCCCGCUAUGCUCUGAUUGUGGACAAAGGCAUCGUUACGUACGCCGAGAAAGAGUCUCAGAGGGGCGUGGACGUCUCAGGUGUUGACGCCAUCUUGGCUAAGCUAUAG
Truncatella angustata is the source of this 504-nucleotide messenger RNA. Its product is annotated as Redoxin. The transcript is spliced from 2 exons. NCBI's taxonomy places the organism in Eukaryota, Fungi, Ascomycota, Sordariomycetes, Amphisphaeriales, Sporocadaceae. Gene Ontology annotation, molecular function: thioredoxin peroxidase activity. Gene Ontology annotation, cellular component: mitochondrion; cytoplasm; peroxisome. Bases 1 to 504 code for a protein of 167 amino acids. The record is from RefSeq and is a predicted model, not a curated record. Gene Ontology annotation, biological process: hydrogen peroxide catabolic process; cellular response to oxidative stress; cell redox homeostasis.